Messenger RNA from Dichomitus squalens LYAD-421 SS1, 595 nucleotides. Its product is annotated as ribosomal protein S28e. NCBI's taxonomy places the organism in Eukaryota, Fungi, Basidiomycota, Agaricomycetes, Polyporales, Polyporaceae. The record is from RefSeq and is a predicted model, not a curated record. The transcript is spliced from 4 exons. Gene Ontology annotation, cellular component: cytosolic small ribosomal subunit; ribosome. Gene Ontology annotation, biological process: translation; ribosomal small subunit assembly; maturation of SSU-rRNA. Bases 43 to 249 code for a protein of 68 amino acids. Gene Ontology annotation, molecular function: structural constituent of ribosome.
AAAUCAUCGCCAGCCCCGUCCUUGGCCCCCCCAUAAGCACUAAUGGAUUCAUCAAAAGCUCCCGUCAAGCUCGCUACCGUCACCAAGGUCCUUGGACGCACUGGCUCCCGUGGUGGUGUCACGCAGGUCCGUGUGGAGUUCAUGGAUGACCCCACCCGUACCAUCAUCCGCAACGUGAAGGGACCCGUUCGGGAGAAGGACAUCCUGGCUCUCCUGGAGAGUGAGCGUGAGGCUCGCCGCCUCCGGUAGAUUGCUAUCAUAUGGUUUAUUCUUGUUGCAUUCCUCUUCCCUCGCACCCACGACGCAUCUGUUUGAUCAUGCCAAUGUUAUCAUGUGCAUGAGCCUCAUGCCGGACUCAUAUUGAUCACUUGCGCGCUACCUUCCGCUUCCAUUCUAUCUGGAUCGGUGCGCCUCGCGUGUGUCUCAGUCGCCAGAAGGCCUUCCACAGUUUCCACAACGCUGCUUGAGCGCGGGCGCUCGACGGCCACCAGGGUGGCUUCGCACCAGUCUCUCCACCCUAGACUCGUCUUCCAAUUCCAAUCGUCUCAACCCAGCGCUCAUAUAAAGCCUACAUCCGUGCACUGUAGAUCCCAAA